CGAAUUAUGAGUCGUCUUUACACAUUAGAAGAUGAAUAGCUAGAUUAUGGUUUAGAUUAUGAAAGUGUCUUAGUAAUUAAAGAACUUGAUUAAAAAAAGUAAGAUAAGACAAAUGACAAAGAUCUAUAAUAAUUUUUAAGUCUUUAAUUUUAUAGCAGACAUCAAUAAUAACAAAAAUCAUCAAUUAAUUUAAGGAGUAUUUAAAGAUUAAUAACUGAACAAAAAGAGAACAAUAAAAAAUUAAAAGAGAAUAAACCAAUCAAUUACAAAAUUAAGACUCCAUCCUUAAAACCAUAUUAAGGAUCAAUUAUUACACCAAAAUGUUAAACAAAAACACCUUAACUUUCAAAAACAAUUAAAUCGACAAUUACUAUUACGCCGUUAAAUUUUAAGGAUUCUUUACAAAAAAUUAAAUUGUUAGUUUCUAAAUAACAAUAAAAACAUUAGUUAGACUUUAGCAAAUUUAAAAAGUCAAUAUAUUGA
Molecule: messenger RNA, 483 nt
Organism: Paramecium primaurelia
Lineage: Eukaryota; Ciliophora; Oligohymenophorea; Peniculida; Parameciidae
Source: the annotation of a GenBank genome assembly